AUGGACAAGGCUGCCAAGUCCGCUCCCGGCACGAAGAAGGGCUCCAGUGCACAGAAGAAGGACAGCAAGAAGCGCAAGCACAGCUGCCAGGAGAACUACUCGGUGUACGUGUAUAAGGUGCUCAAGGGGAGGCACCCCAACACCGGCAUCUCGUCCAAGGCCAUGGGCUUCAUGAACCCCUUCCUCAAAGACAUGUUUCAGCGCAUCGCAGGCGAGGCAUCGCGCCUGGGGCGUCAGCACAGGCGCUUGACCAUCACGAUCCAUGAUAUCCAGUCGGCCGUGCGCCUGGUCCUGCCACAAAAGCUGGCCGAGAAGGCCUUGCAAGAGGGCAUGGAGGCCGUCACCAAGUACGACAACUUCCAGUGA
Molecule: messenger RNA, 366 nt
Organism: Myotis lucifugus (little brown bat)
Lineage: Eukaryota; Metazoa; Chordata; Mammalia; Chiroptera; Vespertilionidae
Product: histone H2B type 2-E-like
Exons: 1
Coding region: 1-366 (121 amino acids)
Cellular component (GO): nucleosome
Molecular function (GO): DNA binding; protein heterodimerization activity; structural constituent of chromatin
Source: RefSeq, a predicted model, not a curated record